AUGGAAAUGUUCAGAUACAUCAACUCUUCACUUCUCAUCAUUCAUCGUCCUCUGAACGCCUCCCAGGCCGAUCAGACCGUGUAUGCCACCUGUGCAGACAUGCCCGCGGCCAUCUUCUUCUACCUGGUGCUGCAGUUUAUUAACAUUUUCCUGGGCAUCCCGGCCAACAUCAUGGUUCUAUGGCUCAUUCGUAAUAAUAAGGGCGACUCGUCCACAUCAGACAUCUUCAUUGUCCAUUUGGCCGUGCUGGACACGUGUUUCUGUCUCAUUCCUCCUCUGGAAUUUGCAAACAUUGUCUAUCUGACCACCAACAGCACCUGGUAUGUCCUGCGCUUCUUCUAUGGCAUCAAAGACUCGUCGCCUCUCUUCUUGUCCUGUAUCUGUCUGGACAGAUAUAUGGCCGUCUUGCACCCUAUAACCUUCACCAAGCUAAAGGACAAAUGGCAUCGCUCUGUUUGCGCCUGCAUCGUUUGGCUCAUCACUUUGGUCUACACUGCGGCCAAGUGUGUAGGAAAAAUUCAGAAUUUCGAGAAAGCUUUCAACAUCAUGAUCCUCACCACGUUCGCCUUCAUGGUGUUCUGUAACAUCUCCAUCCUCUGGGCCCUUAGACAGUCAGCUAUGGGACGAGACGAGAGACACCCUGUCAAGAAAAAGGCCUUUAAGAUGGUGAUCAUCAUUCUGGCAAUCAUCGUAGUUAACUACUUCCCACCUGUGGCUCUCUUCCCAUUCCAGGUGUAUUUCUCUCCAGAUGUCUUCCGCUGCUAUAUUCACUACAUUGCCUUUGGUUUCAUGGACAUCAGCAGCAGCAUCCAGCCAGUUUUGUAUCUGUCCCGGGAGAAAUUCCCUGCGGCUCCGGUGUGCGGCUGUAGCUGCGUUGAGAAGAAAACUGAGCAUCCGAAUGCAAACAGUUCUCCACCUGUCUGA
Messenger RNA from Paramisgurnus dabryanus, 924 nucleotides. It is a transcript of the gene hcar2, whose product is annotated as hydroxycarboxylic acid receptor 2-. Lineage: Eukaryota; Metazoa; Chordata; Actinopteri; Cypriniformes; Cobitidae. Gene Ontology annotation, cellular component: plasma membrane. The record is from RefSeq and is a predicted model, not a curated record. Gene Ontology annotation, molecular function: G protein-coupled receptor activity. Gene Ontology annotation, biological process: phospholipase C-activating G protein-coupled receptor signaling pathway; positive regulation of Rho protein signal transduction.